CCACCUAAACAAAACAUGUGCCGCACGAAACUCGACCGAUCAGUCCAUAUUUGUUUAUUUUUGUAUUUAUAAAGUGAUUGGCAGGCAAAGCGCUUUUGUGAAUAUACGCUUGAAUAAAUUAUCAUCUGAAGUAUCUAGUGUAGCAAUAAAUAACAAGAUUAUCACGAUACAUUUGUAAGUUAAUGGUUGAUAAGUUUUGAGCAUCCUAGUUCGAGUCAAGUAAAGUCCAAACACCGGCCGCGUUACGCCAAGCAUAUUUUAGAAACUUGAACUCACACCUACUCGGUUAAAUUGGAACUAGUCAUCCCACCGCAGUUCGGCACUGAAAAUGGGAAUACGUCAUCUCCACAGCUUUAUGGAGAGGAAGGUGGACGGUGGACUAUACACCGUUAAAAUGCAGCACGAAAUUUCGAAUGCGAAAAAAAGCGUCGAAAAGCCGUUGGUCGUGAUCGACCUGAUGGCGAUGUUCGGAGUAUUUUGUUCCGACAGGCGAAGCCUACUGUGCGGCAGCCAGUUCUGGGUGGUGGAGCAUACGGCGGAUUCGUUUUUCAAACGCCUCACCGAUGCCGGUGCCGAGCUGGUCUUUUUCUACGACGGUACACUGCAGCUGAACAAGUACGACACGUGGAUCAACCGGCAGAAUGGCAAGUACGACCGGAUGAUCGAUGUACUGGACGGAAUCAAUGCACGGAUGCCGCUGGCAGUGGCCGCGGACAAGUUUGACCGAACGCUGCCAAACAACACCUGCAUCAAGCUGGAGAAUGUGGCCAAGCGGCAUGGCGAGCUAAUCGUAUCGACGGACUUGGAGUGCGACCAGGCGCUGGCAAUUUACGCCACCAAGCGUAAGGCGCUAGCGGUGAUAUCGCACGAUACGGAUUUCCUCAUUUUCGAGGGCGGCUGGCAGCUGUGGCACGCGAACCACAUCGAUGUGAACAAGUUGAUAACGAAGGCUUACGGCCGGCAGGCGCUACUACGCACGCUUGGCUUGCAGUGGCGCCAGAUGGCAUUGUGGGCAACGUUGGCCGGGAACGACUUUUUCAGUUACGACGAGCUGGAACCGUUUCUGAACGAUCUUGGCCCGCACACGCAAAAGUUUUACAAGCUGGCCGAGUAUGUGCGACGGUUGACGGUGCGCAACGGGAAGCUGGAUGACGAUACGGUACGCUCGAUACUGGGACGGGUGUACAAGAAGAGGCGCGUACCGACGGAAGCUUACGAAUGGUUUCGGCAAAGCUAUGCCUUCUACCAGGUGGAUGAACCAUCGGAGAAGAAACCCGACGAUCCGUUCGCCUAUCUGCUACAGGCUGGGUACAGCUUUACCCACAGCAUACUGACCGGGGUACCGUUUAACGUCACGCUCUUUUUUUUCGACUACCGAUCCUCAGAAUUUGGCAAUUAUUAUGAAAUAAUCGAACCGAUUGUUUCCCGCAUCGGUGGUAUCCUGCUAUACCACCAUCAGCACGAACGGCAGCACAUAACGGUCGUCACAAAGCGCAACCAUCACGAACCACACUCGUUCGGUACGGUGGCAGCUACCUUCCCGACUGCCAUCACACCGCCACCGGUAAUGGAUUUGGUUUCAACCGACGGUCCCGUACAGGCCUCGCUGCUCGAGCGCAAACUGCAACUCUGGCGUUGGGUUUGUUCCGACGAUUUGUUCGAUGUGGCACAGUUCAAUACGGUACCUCCCGCGUUCAUGUGCACGGUGCUUACCCUGUACCGGUUGCGGCAGUGUGGUGCGAUCCGCAUGUUCGAAGCGGAUCUACUUUUGCUCAUCGCACACCAACUUUCGAACGGUGCGUUCGAUCCACUGCAGGAACCGUACCCGCAGAAACUGAUUUCGCGCGCGUUCCGACUAGGGUUCCUGUUCCAAAAGGUGUACAGCCACAUGGAACGGGUGGCAAAAGCGCUUGGCCUACCGCAAGAGUACCGGCCGACGACACCGUACGACGGGCUACGGUUCCACAACAUGUAUCGCGUGUGGACGAGCAUGAAGGUGGAACCGCAUCACAUCGAACCGAUCGCGGAGUGGCGGUUUUACCAGCAGACAAAAAGCACAUAACGUUUAAAGUGAGCAUAUCUUGUUAAAAGACGGGCGAACAGUUUAUCGCGCAGCGCUAGGCUUCAAUGCUAGGGUGAAUAGUUUCUUCUAUGCAUGCACAGUAUGGAUAGAAUCUUAAUUUGUUAUAAAAUGUGUUCAAUUCAUCCAUAUUUUUACUACUUCUGGUUAUCAACGCCGGUGCUAAGGUUUUCCAAAAUCUGCGUUGAGCCAAAACGCUUUUAAAGGGGUUCUGUUCGAAUGGGGGGAGGAAACCGGGUGGAAAGAGCCAAUGGGAGAAACUACUUGCAGCCAAUUCGUAAGUUACCGAUGCCCAAUUACCUGGUCAGGGAAAACAAUAUCGCUUCUAAUUUAGUAUCUGAAAGAGUUGUACUAACACAAAAUAUCUCUCCCAGAGAGUCUUACUAUGUGUUCAACUAAUACAGCUCUAUAAUAGAAGGCCAUAACAUCGUCAGGAUUAUAUCUCUUGUUGAAUUUCCUCCCUUAGAGAGCGGUAUCUUAUCCAUGUUUUAAUUGGAGACAAGCACAAUCAAAUUUAUCAAAACGUACAAUGUAGGUGGUAAUUCGUCGACGUGAUAGCGAGACAUAUGCGCUAUCAACCCUCCGAGCACCUGACAACCCGUCCGACUGUCAGUAAGAAGAACUAACUAAACAUGUACAAGAUCACCAAAACUAGUCUUGAUGUCCGUUGUUUUCCAUAUUAUAUUUCAGUGAGUUUUUAACAAAAUUUAACGUUUUAUGAAACAAAAAAAAAAGAAUAGGUAAGCUACUCAAUUAUUUGCAUUUUUUUUCUAUAAUUCACGUUUAACGAUUAAAUUAAACAUUUUCUGUAAUAAAAAUCAUCAAAGCUGUUGUUAAACACGAUUGCUAGAUGUUGUUAACAGGUCAACAGGAUCACAGUAGUCUAUUGUAGUGUGAAGCAAUCGUAAGUACAUAUCAAAUCAUGAUGGACUGGCGGCCGAGCUCUUCAAGAUGGGACCGAAGAGGCUUACCGUCGAAAUGUAUCGGCUGAUCGUAAAAAUCUGGGAGCAGGAGGAAUUACCGGAGGAGUGGAAGCUGGCUGCCAUCUAUCCAGUCUACAAAACAGGCACAACCUACAAACAGGGUGACAGGCUUCGAGUCAUCACAUUCCUUGGUGCCGCCUACAAGAUUCUGUCUCUGAUGCUGCUCUGCAGACUUGCGCCCCUUGCUACGGAUUUUGUGCCGAGAGCGCCAAAUCUCUACGCAUCACCUGUUCAUCGAGUUCAAGGCGGGCUACGACACUAUAAACCGGAAGGAGCUAUAGAAUAUCAUCCAGUGGUACCACUUCCUUGUGAAGUUGAUCCGGCUGUUAGAGGCCACCAUGAACGAGGUGCAGAGCAAGCUGAGAGUAUCGAACUUGAUGUCGUAAUCGUUCGAAUCUCACAGGGGUCUGAGACAAGGUGACGGACUCUCCUUUCUGCUCUUCAACAUAGCCCUGGCAGAUGUCAUUCGAAGUACGCGGGGCUAGACAACAACAUCCGUGGCACGAUCCUCUACCGAUCUUUCCAAUUUCUUGGCUUCGCGGAUGAUAUCGACAUCAUCGGCAGGACGUCAGCGAAGGUGUGUGAGGCGUACACCCGGCUCAAACACGAAGCAGCAUCAAUUGGAUUGAGAAUCAAUGCGACGAAGUACCUGUUUGCCGGAGACUCAGACCAUCUGGGAAACAGUGUAUUAGUUGACGGCGAAAAUCUCGAGGUAGUAAGGAGUUUCUGGUAUCUCGGGACGGCUCGUUACUUCGGACAACAACAUCAGCAGCGAAAUCUGGAGACGCAUUGUUCAGGGGAAUCGGGCAUACUGUGGGCUUCACGGACUGCUGAGGUCCAGAAGACUUCGAGCCUUCGAACUUCGGAGCGGAGGAUACAAACGUUCUGGGCGUUUUUUUUAGCGACGCAUCCUCCCGACCAUCUUUGGCGGUGUGUUCGAGCAUGGAACGUGGAGGAGAAGGAUGAACCACUAGCUUGCUGAGCUGUACGACCCGAGCAUCCUGACGGUGGCGAAGGCUAACAGAAUACGAUAGUUGUGGCAUGUCAUGAGAGUGCCGGACUCGUGUCCCACCAAGAAGUUGUUCGACAGCGAACUCGAUGGCUGGAUCAGGUGAAGCGAGACUUGUCGGAGAUCGGGUGUCUACAUGGAUUGGAGGCUGUAGCCAGGGACCGAGCAUCCUGCAGAAUGAUUGUUGACCGGGCCUUGUCACAUCGACGUGCUCUAUCGUGAGCAGGCCAACAAAAGUGAGAGAGGGAGACAUAUCAAAUCACCAAUAUAUCAAUAUAUCAAUAUUACCUUUCCCCUUUUUCCGCUUCGUGGGAGCAAGUUCGGACCCGCUACAAACACUUACAUUUCACGUUCAAUCGAUCACUAAAUGGGCCUUUUAAGCUAACCAAGAAGCAGAACGUUGUUUUCGACCGAAAGUUAACAAUCAUCAUUAAAAAACCAUAUUGUUUUCUAAUUCUCAAACGA
Messenger RNA from Anopheles merus, 4537 nucleotides. RefSeq lists its product as uncharacterized. The transcript has 4 exons. Gene Ontology annotation, cellular component: nucleus. NCBI's taxonomy places the organism in Eukaryota, Metazoa, Arthropoda, Insecta, Diptera, Culicidae. Bases 329 to 2062 code for a protein of 577 amino acids. The record is from RefSeq and is a predicted model, not a curated record.